AUGGCUGCGCUGGUCGAGUUUCUGCACGAGGCGAUCGACAUGCACGAGGCGACACCUCGAGCUGGCGCCUCCUUCCCCUGUGACCUCGUGGCUCAGUCUUGCGGAGAGCACCUCUCGGGAGGCUCCGUUGCCUUGGUACAGGUCUCCGGCCGCUUGCGCGUCUCCCGCGUGCCUGGCACGCUGCGCAUCUCGGCGCAGUCGCACCUGCACUCCUUCGACCCGCUCUCGAUGAACGUGACGCACCACGUCGACUCCUUCCUCUUCCUCGAGCCGGGAGACGACGCGGGAGAGCGGCUGCACCUCUCCGACGCGGCUCCCUACCGGAGGGCGCUCGUCUGCCCCGACGCAGGCGGCCACGGCGUCGGCGAGUCUCAGCUCCGCAGGGAGACUUUCGUGAUGCACCGGCAGGCAACCACCCUAAAGCACUUCCUCAAGGUCGUGCCCACCCGCAGCGUGAUGCGCGCCGCGCCGGCGCCGCUCGACUCGUACCAGUACUCGACCACUUUCAACGAGUUUUCUCCGCACGAGGCGAAGCUCGCGAUGCACGUGGCGGGCGAGGACCUCGAGCCGCGCGCCUUGGUGCCGCAGACGGUCUUCAGCUACGACAUCUCGCCGCUGCGGGUCGUGCACAGGCAGGCGGUCGGCUCGUUCGGCGACUACCUGACGCAGCUCUGCGCCGUGGUGGGCGGCGUGUUCACCGUCUUUGGGCUCAUCGACAACGUCAUACACGCAGGGGUGAAGGCGGCCAAGCAGGACUAG
This is a messenger RNA of Emiliania huxleyi CCMP1516, 759 nucleotides long. RefSeq lists its product as hypothetical. The record is from RefSeq and is a predicted model, not a curated record. The transcript is spliced from 4 exons. Gene Ontology annotation, cellular component: endoplasmic reticulum; COPII-coated ER to Golgi transport vesicle. Bases 1 to 759 code for a protein of 252 amino acids. NCBI's taxonomy places the organism in Eukaryota, Haptophyta, Isochrysidales, Noelaerhabdaceae.